CAGUUUCACUGCGCCUGCGUGUUCGUGUGUCACAAUAAUGGAGGAUCUUUUCUCCCCGCGCUGAAACCCGCAUUAAGCGCCGCGUUUCUCUGCACAGUUCGAAGAAAAUCCGCCUGCAAAUAAACAUCAGAAAUCCUCCCAGUAGCAGAAAUGGCCUCAGACUCAGUAGCCCAAAAUCCUGUUUUCAGGAUCAUGACCUUCCAUCCAACCAAGGAGGAGUUCAAAAAUUUCAGCCGAUACAUCGCAUAUAUGGAGUCACAGGGGGCUCACAGAGCAGGGAUGGCAAAGAUCAUACCUCCGAAAGACUGGAUGGCCCGUCGUACAUACGAUGACAUCGAUGACCUGGUUAUUCCUGCUCCGAUUCAGCAGGUGGUGACAGGUCAGUCUGGGCUUUUCACACAGUACAACAUCCAGAAGAAGCCCAUGAGCGUCCGCGAGUUCCGCAAAGUCUCUAACACAGACAAGUUUUGCAACCCCAGAUAUGUGGACUUUGAUGAGCUGGAGAGAAAGUAUUGGAAAAAUCUUACCUUGAAUCCUCCACUGUAUGGGGCAGAUGUCAGUGGAACACUCUAUGAUCCAGAUGUGACUGAAUGGAACAUCGGGCGGUUAAACACCAUUCUAGACACUGUGGAGAGAGAGAGUGGGGUGAAGAAUAAAGGUGUAAACACACCUUGUCUGUACUUUGGAAUGUGGAAGAGCACAUUUGCUUGGCACACGGAGGACAUGGACCUCUACAGCAUCAACUACCUACACUUCGGAGAACCCAAAUCCUGGUAUAUUGUGCCUCCUGAACAUGGAAAGAGAUUGGAGCGUGUUGCUAAAGGAUUUUUUCCUGGAAGUGCCCAAAGUUGUGAAGCCUUCUUACGACACAAAAUGACAUUGAUUUCUCCAUCAAUUCUCAGAAAGUAUGGUAUCCCACUUGAAAAGGUCAUACAGGAAGCAGGCCAAUUUAUUGUGACUUUCCCAUACGCCUAUCAUGCCGGAUUCAACCACGGUUUUAACUGUGCCGAAUCCACCAACUUUGCCACGCAACGCUGGAUCGACUAUGGCAAACAGGCAGCAUUAUGCUUGUGCCGCAAGGAUAUGGUGAAGAUCCCCAUGGAUUUGUUUGUGCGAAAGUUCCAGCCGGAGCGCUAUAAACUGUGGAAAGCAGGAAAGGACAAUGCCCCCAUCGACCACUCCAAACCCACACCAGAGGCAGCCGAAUUCCUGCUGGAUGGAAAAACAGAGGGAGAGAGAGGAGAGCUGAGUAACAGCAGCAGGACUGAAAGAGUGGGAGAGAAAGAGAAAGAAACAGAAAAGACAGCCGCAGAGUUAGAAGAAAAAGAGACACAAAAGGCUGAAAAAGACGGAGGAGACAAAGAAAUGAUGACAGAUGCAGAGAGAGAAGAGAAAAAGGAAAAGGCUGAUAAAGAGAGAGAAAAGAAAGAGACGAAAAAAGCUGAUGCAGAUAAAAAGAUAGAAAUGGCGGAUAAAGAGACAGAAAAAGCAGAGAAAGAAAAAGCUGAUGCAGAGAAAGGAGAUACGCAGACUGAUAAAGACAUGAUAGAGAAAAAGGAAGUGGGAAGAGAGAAGAGCAAUGCAGAAUGUGGAGAGAUAGAUAAGAAAGAAGAAGUAGAAGAAGAGACAGAAACAAUAAUGACUGAAGAGAGUAGAGAACCCGAGAAGAAAGAAGUAAAAAAAGAAGAGAUAGAGUGUGAACUAAUUGGAGAAACAGAGAAGAUUGAAAGAGAAAAAGGAGAGAUUGAGAGCGAAGAGAAUGGACAAACAGAGAAGAAAGAAGGAAAAAAAGGACAGAUGGAGAGUGAAGUGAGAGGAGAAACAGACGAGAAUGAAGAACAGAUGGAGAGUGAAGUGAGAGGAGAAACAGACGAGAAUGAAGAACAGAUGGAGAGUGAAGAGAGCAGAGAAACAGAAAAGAAAGAAGGAGAUAAAGAGAUGAAGAGUGAUGAGACUGGAGGAACAGAGAAAAAAGGAGGUGAAGAGAGUGGAGAAACAGAGAAGAAAGGAGAUGAAGAGAUGAAGAGUGAAGAGAGUGGAGGAACAGAGAAGAAAGAAGGAGAUGAAGAGAUGAGUGAAGAGAGUGGAGGAACAGAGAAGAAAGAAGGAGAUGAAGAGAUGAAGAGUGAAGAGAAUGGAGGAAUAGAGAAGAAAGAAGGAGAUGAAGAAGAGAUGAAGAGUGAAGAGAGUGGAGGAACAGAGAAGAAAGAAGGAGAUAAAGAAAAGAUGAAGCAUGAAGAAACAGAGAAGAUUAAAGAAGAUGAAGGAGAGAAAAAGAGUAAAGAUAGUGGAGGAAUAGAGAAGAAAGAAGGAGCAAAGGAAGAUAAAAACUCAGUAGAGAUGGAGAGUGAAGAAACAGAGAAAAAAGAAAGAGAGACAGAAGCAAUAGAGAUGGAGACUGAAGGAGAGACCGAUGGAAAUGAGGUGGAGACUGAAAAAACAGAAGCAGAGAGAAAACAGGUGGAACCAGAAAAGCUAGCGAUGGAUGAACAGACAGUAAAGGGAGAGACUAAUAGAAGAGAGAUGGAGAGAGCAAAUAGAGAGACACUGAGAGACAAGACAGAGACAGAAAGAGCAGAAGACGAGACAAGAAAGCAAGAGAUGAACGCAGUAGAGGCAAAGAUGGAAGAAGUAGAGAGACACAGAGGAGAGAUAAAUGAAAAAGAAGAGCGAGAGAGAGGAGUGAUGGGAGAAACCAAUUUAGAGAAAGAAGAGAUGGACGCUGAAAAAGAAGAGAGCAUGAGAGGAGAGAUGGUGAGAGAAAAUACUGACAAAGAGGGAGAAAAGAUGGAAACUGAAAAAGGGGAGAGAGAGGGGGGAAUGACUGGAACUGAAAAAGAAGAGACAGAUACAGGAGAGAUGGAGAUGAAAGAAGGAGAGAAAGAGGGAGAAGAUGCAAGAGAGAGUGAGAAAGCGGAGAAGAAAAGCAAAAGUGAUGAAAAGCCCAGCAGCUCUGCAGUGCAGGAGAAAAGCAGCACUUGUAAGCAGAAGGAAAGAAAGCGGCAGAGAAGAGUCAGUUCUGGUUUUGGUUCUGCUGAGACUGAGGCUGAAGAGCAGGUGCAGCAGAAGAGAGCCAGGCUCAGCCAACUUGACGCAAAAGAAGAGAAAGAAAAGCCAGAUUCAUAUAAAACGGAAGAUGAGGAGAGGAUGGAGAUUGAUACUUCUCCAUCGAAACAGGAAGAAACAGCAGGCGAUCAUCAUCCUCACCCAGAGACUCUCAUCUGUCCAUCAGACAACGGAUCACUGCCACAGAGUGCUGACGUCAUUCCUUCUGAACCUGGUGAUGCCAUGCAGGCUGGUGACAUCACAGAUAACCCAAGCCAUAGCACGUCUCUCUUCAUUUCUUUCACUGCUAGUGAUGUCACUACCCAGGCAAGUGACAUCAACUCUCAUCCGAGGGAUGUCACCUACCAGCCAAGUGACAUCUUCACCUCCCAGCUGUGUGACAUCACCUCCAAGCCGAAUGAUGUAAUCUCUCAGUGUGACAUUACCUCCCAGUCGAAUGAUAUCAUGUCUAAGUCGUGUGACAUCUCCUUGUCGAGUGCUGUCAUUUCUGAUCUGAGUGAUGUCACCUCCCAAACGACUGACAUGAUAACUUCUCAGUCGAGUGAUGUCAUCCCACAGCCAAUCGAUAUCAUUGCCUCCCCGCCAAAAGAUUUGACCUGUCAGUUGAGUGAUGUCACCUCCCAGCCGAAUGAGACCAUCACCUCCCUGUCCAGUGACGCCAUCGCAUUGCAGUCAAGCGACAUAAUUGCCUCCCAUCCCUGUGAUGUCACUUCUCUGUCAACCGACUUUAUCACCUCUCAGCCAAGUGACGUUAUCACCUCCCACCAGCCGAAUGUUGUCACUUGUCAGCAGCAUGAUGUCAUUACUUCACAACCAGGUGAUGUCACUCCUCAGCCAAGUGACAUCAUCACUUGCCAGAUAAGUAAUGUCACCUCUCAGCCAAGUGACAUCACAUAUCAGCCGAGUGAUGUCACCUCUCAGCCAAGUGACAUCAUCACUUGCCAGAUGAGUAAUGUCACCUCUCAGCCAAGUGACGUCACCUCUCAGCCAAGUGACAUCAUCACCUCCCAGCCGAAUGACAUCAUGUCCGAGCCGAGUGAUAUCACCUUUCAUCCUAGUGAUCUCAUCGCCUCUCAGAGGAGUGACAUCAUUAAAUCCCAGUUCAGUGACAUCACUACUCAGCCGAGUGACAUUACUGAGCUGAGUGACGUCACCAUUCAGCCAAAUGACAUCAUGACUUCCCAGCCCAGUGAUAUCAUGUCACAGCCAAGUGAUGUCACGUUUCAUUCAAGUGACACUGUCACCUCCCAGCUGAGUGAUAUCAUCUCACAGCCAAGUGAUGUCACGUUACAGCCUAGAGAUAUCACAGAUAUCACAAAUAACCCAAGCCAUAGCGCUUCUCUGUCCGUUUAUGUGACUUCCUCCUCCACAGUUAGUGACUCACAGCUGAGUGACAACAUCUCUCAACCAUCUGACAUCCCUUCCCAGCCCAGCAUAGCUACUCCACGCUAUUUCCUCAAAAGUAAAUCCAUUAAUGCCACCGUGCAGCCUAGAAUCAUUACUUCAUCACGUAAUGCUAUCACCCCGAAGCCCAGCAGAAUCACAGCUAAACCUCAGUCUGGUGGCAUCACCACGAAGCCUGACCCAAGUGACCUCAGCGUUAGAGCUAAACACACCAAUAAUACCAGGCACCGCGGUGAUGUUACAUCCAGACACAACAAAACCAGCCCUAAAGCUGAGACCAAAUCCCGAGAGAGUCAUGGAGUCUCUGCAUCACUGCAGCAGGGCAGUGAGGAGCGUUCGGCUCAGCGACUCUUCCAGCGGACUCUUAGUCCUGCCGAGGUGCUGCACGUCCACAGCUACGCUAAAGGAGACUACAGCGACCUGGACUCUCACAGCAGAGAGCAGCAGGGAGACAGCGACACAGACACAGAGACACUGGAAGACAGCCAGGGGGCAGAAGAAGACUUUGCGGUUGCUUUGAACAGUCUGGUGAAGCUGCCCAGACACCAUCCUCUGAUGAAGGACAGCAUCAGCGAUGAAGAGCUGCAGGACCAGGCUGGAUUUGAGGAGGACUGGUUGGAGGGUGAGUCGUGGGCAAAGCCUCUGGCUCAGCUGUGGCAGAACAGGCCGUAUAACGAAGAGAGGGAGAGAGAGUACAACAGAGAGAUGGGCCUCCAGCCGCCAUACUGCGCUGUCUGCAUGCUCUUCCAGACAUACCAGCGGUCUGAAGGUGGUGAUAUUGAGGUGGUCCGGGCUGGGGGUCAGAUGCGGACAAAGCCAUUGAUUCCUGAGAUGUGCUUCAGCACUACCACAGAGGAAAAUGCUGAACUCCACUUGUCCACACCUCACCUGGAGCCGGACGGCACCAGCCUGUUAAUCAGCUGCUCUCAGUGCUGUGUUCGUGUUCACGCCAGCUGCUAUGGUGUAGCGACUGAGAGAGUCACCAAAGACUGGAAAUGUGCUCGCUGCAAGGCCAACGCCAUGACUGAGAGUUGUUGUCUAUGCUCAUUACGAGGUGGAGCCUUACACAGAGCCAACAAUGACAAGUGGGUGCAUGUACUGUGUGCCGUGGCGGUGCUGGAAGCACGUUUUGUGAACAUUGCAGAGAGAUCACCAGUAGACCUCAGCGGAAUUCCCUUACAGAGAUUCAAACUGAAAUGUUAUUACUGCAAGCGGAGGAUGAAGAAGCCUUCAGGUUGCUGUGUGCAGUGUUCUCAUGGUCGCUGCCCCACAUCGUACCACCCCACCUGCGCCCAGGCCGCGGGUGUUAUCAUGCACCCAGACGACUGGCCUUUUAUUGUCUACGUCACCUGCUGCCGCCACAAAGGCCCUGUCCAUUCAGAGCGGAACAAAGAGGCCAUGAGGGAACUCAGCGUGGGCCAGAAAGUGAUCUGCAAGCACAAAAAUGGGCGUUAUUACCAGUGCGAUGUGGUCCAGCUUUCCAAAGAGACGUUUUACGAGGUCAACUUUGACGACGGCUCCUUCAGCGAUAACCUCUUCCCUGAGGACAUUGUGAGCCGUGACUGCAGCCAGCUGGGCCCGCCGCCCCCCGGAGAGGUUGUGCAGGUGCGGUGGACUGACGGACUCAUCUACGGAGCCAAAUUUGUGGCGGCUCACGUCACCCAAAUGUACCAGGUGGAGUUUGAGGAUGGAUCACAGCUCACAGCCAAGCGGGACGACGUCUACACAUUAGACGAGGAGCUUCCCAAGAGGGUGAAAUCCAGACUGUCGAAAGCAUCAGACAUGCGCUUUGAUGGAAUUUUCGGUGAGAAGAAAGUUCAGGACAGCAAGAGGCAGCGAGUCAUCAACUCCAGGUAUCGGGGAGAUUACAUCGAGCCAGUCAUCUACAGAGCCAUCAUGGAGUAGCUAGAAGAAAGCCGGCGGCCUUCUUCCCUCACACCACCAGCACUGAUUCAGUCCUAUACACCCACACAGCCCCCGUCACACUCCAACUCACAACACGAAGUGAGACAUGGACUUUCUCUUUCUGCUCAAGUACUUCUACAGGAACUGUUUUUUGUAACACGUUUCAAUUGGUCCAACAAUAUUGCCAUCUCUCUGAUCUCUGAUGAGCUGCCUGGUUUCUUAAAGGCGUCUUUUAAAGAGUGAAGGCAUAUUUUUAAAUAUACGCUCUCAUACUACAUCCAGACGGAAAGAACGCGCUUAAUACGCUUCAUGGAAAUUGAGCCGCAUGUGCAUAUAGCUUGUGGUAAACCUUAUCCCAAAAGCAUUAGUUAAUGGAGUUUGUAUUAAUUUGAUAAAAGAUUUUUAUCUAUCUCCAUCAUUCACUUUGUAUUAAUUUAUUUUCUUCAUGUUCAGGGUGCUAUUUCAGCCCAUAUUUUACAGAACGGAGGAACCAUUCUCCAUUUUAUUAAUACAAAUGCCUCCUUUUUUAAUAGAUCUACACUGUCAAAUGUACAAUUGCAUUCCUGAAUAUUGUAGACUAUUUGGAACAUAAUGAAUUUAGCAUUUUUGCAUUUCUGGAGUUGUUUUGUUUCUUUCUUUUUUACCAACCUAUUUAUUAGACGGUGCUUUAUAAAAGUAGCCUUUUGCAAUAUAAUUGUGUGAGUUACAGUGCUGUACAAAGUUCUGGAUGGAUGAUGUGGUUUCUUUUUGACUGAAAGGUAUAUGUAGAGUUGAGACUCUUUUUGAAAAAGCCACGGAUUUCCUCCCCAGUCCCCAGAGCUCAUUCAUUAGUGCAUUCGAAGCUUUCCGCCUUGCACUCUGAUCUGAAUCCUGUUGUUUUUUUUAAAUAAUAACUUACUGCUGUUGCAAUCUUAUCAAAUCCCCGUGCUUUAAAUAAGCUAUCUUUGCACUUCUAAGCUGUACUUGCAGUAGCCAAGUUCCAGAAACAGCCACACACAAACUCAUGGAGGUUAAAGGUGGCCUUUUAAUGCCCUUUUGCUUGCCUGUGUACAAUGUGUAGUCUGUGUCUGUUAGGGCCGUGUAGUCGACAGCCUUUUGGAUAUUGGAGUCUCUUUCGCUCAAUAGGAAGGGACCUGUAUUACCACUUUAAAAGAAAAAAUUACUUAUAAAAGGAAAUGUUUUUUAUUGAGAAGCUUAUUUUAUUGCUUUGUUUUAUAAUAAGUGUUUAAUGUUCAUAUGCUGUGAGAUAGUUGUAUGUAGUUAAUUUAAUGACAUUGAGCUGCCAAUGCGUUUGGGCUGCCUUUUGUUUUCCAGCUUUCUUAAAGAAACGUGAGCCUCCAUCCACACGGCGCUUCAUGAAUGCAGAGCCUCCGAGACUUCGAUUCAUGUCUUUUGUAAAGAUCGUCAGUGUGUGUCAGUAAAAUGAUGUGGGCCUACA
This is a messenger RNA of Colossoma macropomum (tambaqui), 7813 nucleotides long. RefSeq names its product lysine (K)-specific demethylase 4A, genome duplicate a (gene kdm4aa). Gene Ontology annotation, molecular function: histone H3K36 demethylase activity; histone H3K9 demethylase activity. Gene Ontology annotation, biological process: chromatin remodeling. The transcript is spliced from 23 exons. The record is from RefSeq and is a predicted model, not a curated record. Lineage: Eukaryota; Metazoa; Chordata; Actinopteri; Characiformes; Serrasalmidae. The coding region runs from base 151 to 6375 and encodes 2074 amino acids. Gene Ontology annotation, cellular component: nucleus.